Molecule: messenger RNA, 1486 nt
Organism: Danio rerio (zebrafish)
Lineage: Eukaryota; Metazoa; Chordata; Actinopteri; Cypriniformes; Danionidae
Source: RefSeq, a predicted model, not a curated record
CUUUUAACAGGAGGAGACUCACUCAUGGCCUACGAGACAGAGGAUCAGGAGACUCAAUACUGCUUUCCUAACAUCAACUCAUCAUGUGUCAAGGAGAAGCGCUCCAGUCAUGAAUACAAUAUCAUGUAUGUGUUCUUUUCACUGCUGUCAGCAUGGACUGUGUUUCUGAACCUGCUGGUGAUCAUCUCCAUCUCUCACUUCAAGAAGCUUCACACUCCAACCAACAUGAUUAUUCUCUCUCUGGCUGUAACUGAUAUGUUUGUUGGACUUAUUGUGAUACCUGUGAAGGCCAUCAAGUUGAUUGAGAGGUGUUGGUACUUUGGAGACACUUUCUGUGGACUCUUUAUAAUAAUAAUUGGGGUGAUUUUUUCUGCCUCUCUUAGUAAUUUGGUUUUAAUUGCUGUUGAUCGUUAUGUGGCUGUGUGUCACCCUUUGCUGUACCCACAGAAAAUAACCAUGGCUAAAAUGUUAAUGAGCAUCUGUCUGAGCUGGCUUUAUUACUCCGCUUAUAACACUGCCCUUAUAAUUAAUAAUGGAUAUUUUGACACUUCAAACAGAACAGACAUGUGUAAUGGAGAGUGUCCAGUCAUGGUGAGUUUUAGUUGGAUACUAACUGAUUUGUCCAUGUGUUUUAUUUUUCCCUGUCUCAUAAUGAUCACUUUAUAUUCAAGGAUUUUCUUUGCUGUACAUCAGCAAGUGAAGGUUAUAAACUCUUUGAUGAAGCGUGAUAAAUGUGUAAUGAAGGGUUCAGUGAAGAGGAAAUCUGAGAGAAAAGCUGCUCUGACUUUAGGAAUCAUUGUGACCAUUUAUCUGCUUUGCUAUAUCCCUUACUAUAUCUGUUCUCUAGUCAUAAUCUCUUCGACAGCUUUAAAUGUUUUGACAUGGACCAUGUAUGCAAACUCAGGUCUGAAUCCUCUGGUUUAUGCAUUAUUUUACCCCUGGUUUAAAAAGACAGCUAAACUCAUCUUAACUCUAAAAAUAUUUCAGCCAGCAUCCUCUCUGGUCAAUAUUUUCACAGAAAAUGAAUUGUGACUAAUGUUUUAAAGCUGUCUCUCAUAAUGGUAGAUAUUAUUGUGUGUGAUUCUUUUAAUAUCACUUACCAGAACAACUACAAGUGAGCAUAAGAUCACUUUUCAGAAUAAUGAAACAGAAUUGGUAAAGAUAUCAUUAUUUCUUUAGUUUCUAACAUCUACAUUCAUUAUAUUGUGUGUUCAUGUGGGGCAUUGGAGAUGUUGGAGGUAAAUAAUGUUCAUAUAAAAAAGCAAGUCAUUGAUGUUUUAGGAUGUUCAUUUAUUUGUGAUCAAGCCAUUGUGUUAAUUCUUUUUCAAUCAACAGGUCACACAUGAAAGCAGAACUCAUUAAAGCUGUGUUACGGUUCUCAGUCUGUGUGUGUGUAAUAUUUCACACAUUUAAUGAAUGGUUCAGUGGCAAAUCUAGAAUAUCAGCAAUAUCAAUUACACAUGAAUAAAAAAUGUUAUAGUUGGUC